Molecule: messenger RNA, 3598 nt
Organism: Chlamydomonas reinhardtii
Lineage: Eukaryota; Viridiplantae; Chlorophyta; Chlorophyceae; Chlamydomonadales; Chlamydomonadaceae
Exons: 2
Coding region: 462-2636 (724 amino acids)
Source: RefSeq, a predicted model, not a curated record
AAUCCUUGCGCCGCUAGCUCACAUCUGCACGAUAUUGUAUUUGGGCAUGGGGAAGCCCUGGGCGACGAACUCGAACGUCCACGAGACAUUACCUGGCCAUAGCAACGUCCAUGCCCAGCCCAGGUAAUCGUUGUAUAAAGAGUACUACGCGGUAUCCAAUACCACUUUGGAAGGGUGCGGCAGCCUGCUCGCGGACUUCAAUGGCUCGGACAUAAACCGUCGCAACUGGCCCUGGUCCGCCCGGCCUCCAAAAACAGGCGCCUGCCUCUUCUCACAGCCAAAGUGUCAACUGAAAUACCAAGCAUUGCGUACCAUGCACCAUAUUCACCAAAGUCUUCUGUAGUUGUUGUUGACCAGGCCGCGGACGACCGCCCGGCGAGAGGCCUAUUGAUCUCUGCAAGUCAGCACUCGGUCUAGGACGUUUUAUGCAACGUCUGGUCAUAGCGUAAUAGAGCCAGGGGAUGCCGCGUCCACUCUUCGCGGCUGUGCCGCUCGGUCUUUUCGCGCUGUCACUUGUGCUUCUCGCCGCUGCGGAGCUGUCCUCGGAUGGGAAAUCAACAGGCACCGAUGGCUUGUUACCAGAUGAUAGCAACUCUGGAAACCUCGCCAGCGGGGGCGCGGCGCGGCAGUUGGCAGCAGCUGCGCGCAGCCGCGGCCAGGUGCUGAGCUCCUCCAAUGGCUCGCCGGCCCCGCAGUGUGUCUCCUACAGCGGCGGCGACAGCGUGCAGCUGCUGUCCGCCUCCACCGGCGAGGUGGUUGGCUGGGCGUCGCUGGGCGCCGCCGCGCCCGCCUUCACGGCCGCUGACGACCCGAUGCUGCCAAACGUGACCGCGCCCAGCUACAGCUCGCAAGCCCGCGACCUGGCACAGCGCAACGCCAGCUACUCGGGCGUCUUCCGCAACCCCCGCAUGCGCUUCAACAUCAGUCUGCUGCCUGGACAGCUCUUUGCAGGCGCCGCCGCGCCGGCCGCAGCCGCAGCCUCCGGCCGCGGCGCCCUCCUCAGCAACAAUAACAACAACGGCCACGCGGGCGUGCACCAGCUCACCGCUGCGGUGCGCGACCCCGGCACCGCCAACCUCCGCGCCUACACCUUCACCGACCAGCCCAGCUCCUGCCCCAUCGCGGAGAUGCACUUUGCGCAGGAGGCCGCGCUGCCCUGCGCCGCCACCGCCGCCGCCGUGGACGUCGACCUGCCCGCGCUCUUCGGCUGCAAUGCCGGCGCCAACGGCGGCCAGCCCUUCAGCAUGGGGCUCUUCCUGCAGCUGAGCGUGCGCACCGCCGCCUCAGCAAACCGCGCCUGCGCCGCCAGUGCCGCGUCACUGGCGUCGACGUCGCCAUCGGCCUGGAGCUGGGCAUUCGGACAGGAGGCGCCCGUGGAGGUGGCGGGCAGCAGCGGCGUGGCGGUGGAGGUGGAGGAGGGAUUGGAGCAGCGGCCCGAGUGCGCUGUUUUUGAGGUCGUGGUCACCUGCAACCCCGCCGCCUGCGGCGACGCCAGCCCGCCGCCGCCCUCGCCUGAGCCGCGGCCGCCGCGGCCGCGGCACAACAUGCCCGUCGCCGAUGGCGCCACCCGCUCCCCGCCUCCUGCGCCGCCGCUGCCGGCACCGCUUGCGCCGGCCCCUGCGCCCCUGGCGCCGUCGCCGCCCUCGCCCCGCAGUCCGCCGCGUCGGGUGCCCGGUGCCAGUGGCGGCGCACGUGCGCCGCCCAUGCCGCCGUUCCCUGUGGUGGACUUGGAUUCCUCCUCGCCGCCCCAGUACCCGCCCCUCUCCGUGGCGGACGGCCCACUGGCAGCCGACGUCCGCGCGCCGCCGCCCUCGCUGGCUCAGACUGGCCACAGCCUUCCCGCCCCUGCACCAGCCCCUGCACCGGUCCCGCAGCCCGCUCCCAGCACCCCUGCUACAACCAGCAGCUCCACUCAGCCCCCUGCCGCGCCCAGCCCUGAAUCGCCCAAGGUUAUCGUCACCUUCAUGCCGCCGCCGCCGCACCGCACCACCGAGGGCGGCGGCUUUGGCGGCGGCUCCGCCGGCACCAACGUCGGCGGCGGCUUUGGCGGCAGCCGUACCGCUACCGUUUCGGGUACGACCGACGGCGGCGCCGCCGCUUCCACCACCACUGACAGCAGUGCCGGCAGCGGCAGCGGCAGUGGCACCAUAAAGCCGACGGCCAUUGCCGGCAUCGCCGCGGGCGCGGCCGUGGCUGGCGUGGCGGUCAUUGGUGUGGCCGCCCUGGUCAUGUCUGGCAAGGUCGCAGCCCUGUUCGCAGCCACCGGAUCAUCCGCACUCGCCGCCAUCACCGCCGGCUGCGGCAUCACCGGCGCCAGCGCCGCCGUCGCCGCCGGCACCGGCGGCGGCGCCAACGCCGCCGCAGCGGCGGCUGGCGGUGACGGCUGGUACUUUGCCUUUGGGCGUCGCUCCACGGUCGACAGCGAGGCCUCCAGCGAGGCUGACCCGCACAGCACGCGUGUCAGCAUGAACGGCGCGUACGACGGCGCGGCGGCGGCGGGCUCGCCCGGAGGCGCCAGCGCCGCCACCGCCAGCAGCGGCCACACGGCCUGCUCCGGUCAGGAGCCGAUGGUGGCGAUGCUCAUGGCCAGCAUCUCGCUGCCGCUGGCGAAUGACGGCCGGCAGGAGCUUUGGUAAAAGAUCCCCACGCCCGCAAGCUUGCAUAAGGUUUGAUGUCUUUGCAGCUGCGGCGGCAGGGGGAUGCAACACGCACGUAUUCUAGCGGCAGCUGCGCAACGCGGCACGGCCUGGACAUGACCAGUCGGCAGCGCCACUGCGCGUUUUUGCAGCACUAUUUGUUGGGAAUGUAUUGCGGAUGGGUUGGGAUACGUGUGAAGUGUGUUUAGUCUUGAGAGCACAUGGAUGGGAAGACAUCGAGGCUACCGUAGUUUUCUCCGCGUUGAUAAUGCUGUAGUGCUACACUUGCCCUAAAUGCGCGCAUUGGCGCGUCUGCCCGUGCACCCAAUCUGCGGGUGGCAUAAGGACUAAUGCCUGUGACGGGAGAUGAGUCAUUGACUCUCCCAUUUAGAGCAUCUAGGCGUUCGGGUUUUGAAAUGCCGCGUGUGCUGAUAAUGAUAAUGGGUUUCGAUGUUGUGGCACGAACCCAAUUGAUCCUAGCCCGGAGAGCGAUACCGCCUCUUCUUAGGUGCAUUUGGCCAUGGGUUGAUUCGUUGAUUCAUACACGCAUUGCUGCAUUAGACUUGACUGAAAGUUGUUGGCGGGUUGGUGUUACUAGGCUGCACUUGGAGGAGUUGAUUACUGGUAACGAUGCAAACUGCAUCGCUUAGACCUCUAGAUCACUAGCCGCAUAGCGGGGUGGCCCGUCGGGUAUCUUGAGCGUGUCAACGAUUCGCAACACGCGCCCGUCAAACAGGUCUGCCCGUCAAUGUAUGUUGUCGGGUACGUUGCAUCUGUUCGCAAAUGCAGAUGCAUGCAUCGUAGUGAUGAGACUGAACGGCACUGUACGGAGUGCGGUAGGCGGCUGCCAUGAGGACAGCGCGCACAUCGGAUGUCGGGGUAGCUGAAGCACCAACAAGCAUGGACACCUGCAGCGCGCGCCCUCAAGCGCUCAAGAGGUGUUUUUGUAACAUUCUGGGGUA